Messenger RNA from Cloeon dipterum, 1381 nucleotides. It is a transcript of the gene Prdm13, whose product is annotated as PR/SET domain 13. The transcript has 4 exons. Gene Ontology annotation, biological process: regulation of gene expression. The record is from RefSeq and is a predicted model, not a curated record. The coding region runs from base 401 to 1381 and encodes 326 amino acids. Gene Ontology annotation, cellular component: nucleus. Lineage: Eukaryota; Metazoa; Arthropoda; Insecta; Ephemeroptera; Baetidae.
UUAAUAAAGAGAAGAUCAGACAUGGCAUGCAGCUGUAAUCAAAAAGGCAGAGUCCCCCCGCUAAUAGGAAAUUAAGUGCCGCUCGCUCGCCCUCGCAUCCCCCUCUCCGCAGUAAAAAACCACCCCCCGAGGACACCUUUCAGUGCGGCUAAUAGCGAUUCGGCUGCACUUGUCAUCCGCACAACACACAAUAAUAAUAAUACAAAAUAAUAAAUCGCGCGCGGCGGCCGCGCACUUGCCCCUGCUGCCUCUGCGCCACGUGUGUUUUGGCCACCACCCCCUCGCUGGGUGCAGCCACCCCCUGGGCUGGGUGGAGCCGGGCCGCCGUUUAAAGGGCCGGACAGGGUGGCCGGACGUCGACUUGUCGCUCGCUCAUCCAGCCGCCGAGAGCGAAAGAGAGAUGAGCGCGUGGAACAGCAUCCGCGACAUGCAGCAGCACCACGGCCGCCUGCUCGCCCACUCCGCCAUCCCCAUGGACAUCUUCUCCACCGACGUCGACGUCCACGAACUCAAGACACCCCUCGACAAAACCAUUUUCGUGAAGUUGAGCGGCUCAGGUCGAUUCGAGCCUGCGGACGCGACGAAGGGGUGGAUCCGAGCGGCGCGGCUCGCCCCCGACUGCCACAUGGGAAACGUGCGCAUCCAACGGGGCCGGCGCAAGGGCUGCGUCGCGCUCAGGGCCGUGCGGCCCAUCUCCGCCGGCGACGAACUGCAGCUCUGGUUUUCAGAGGAGCUGCUCGCCGCCCUCCGCAUCCCCUACCUCAAUCCGGCAAACAUUCAAGGUGAGUGUCGUUACGUGUGUCACCGGUGUAGCAGUCAAUUCGAGGCGCCGAACCCGCUGAAGGUGCACCUGGCGCUGAACUGCGGCGCCGACGGGCGCGAGGAGGCGCUUUGGUCACGAUUAGUGGCGUCGCUCUCGUGUCCGGCAGUGGCGACGGACGCGUUUCCGUCGGCCUUCACUCCCUGGCCGCGGCCAGCGGCGCCGCCACCGCCCUCCACCCUGCGACUCGUGCCGGCCGACCUGUCCGCGCACCACGCACGCAUGGAGACGCUCGUGUCCAGCCUCGGCAAAUCCAAGAAGGGACACGUCUGCCUCUACUGCGGAAAAAUCUACUCGAGGAAGUACGGACUCAAAAUUCACAUUAGGACGCACACGGGGUAUAAGCCUUUGAGCUGCAAGUUCUGCCUGCGUCCCUUUGGUGACCCUAGCAACCUGAACAAGCACGUGCGGCUGCACGCGGAGGGCGAGACGCCAUACAAAUGCGACGAGUGCGGGAAGGUGCUGGUGCGGCGGCGUGACCUGGAGCGCCACCUCAAGGCCAGGCACACUGGCAGCCCCCAGCAGACGCUCUGUGGCGCCGACACAGACGAGUCCUUGUAA